AUCACGAGAUAAACCCAGCCGGCAUCAGGAUGCGCCCUAAUCCUCUACAACAAGGCGUAUAAACGACUCCAAGCUCUACUCUUUCCUGCCUGCGACGGGUUGCGAUACACCGCUACCAGGCGAGAUGACAGUCACCGUCUCGCCGACUGUUGAUGAAUUCCCGACGUUUGCUCAAACACUGUCAUGGUUACGUACAGGAUCACUCAAGUGCAUUUGGUACCUGCCUGACCCUAAGAAGAGACGAUUGUGUAGCAUCCCCAUAGACCCCGGGGACAAUCAAUGGGCAAAGCAGUCGGCGGAAAGUCUUUCAAAUGCAAGUCCGCAGACGAAGGAAACACUUCAGCUAUUGGCGGAUAUAGCCGCGCAAAGCUGCUGCUAUCGAUGUCAUCGGAACAAGAUCCGCAGGAGUGGCCUCGCAAAGAAGCUGGCGACUCGAUGGCGGAACGAGCUACAACUCACCCUUCCCCUGGGGAAUUGCCUGGUUGCUCAGUGCAUCAACCUAUCAGGUGUGUCAAUCUCGAAUCCCACGACGCCUGAGUACGCCAGCAAGCCUAGCAAUCAAUCUAUAAACCCAUUCGCUGAUGUGCAGAUCAAAUUUGCUAGGCUUGCACUUUCAGACUCGGCUUUUGCACCUUCUCCUACGGACAAGCAAGUCAUCUUCGAAAGGCACCGGGUUUUCGAAGGAGAAACACUGAUGUCAAAAUUGAUGGAACCUAUCGAGAGCGAGAAGAGCAGCAUAGGAUCUUUGUACUUCUACACUCACACGAAGAAUACUUUCUGCGGAAUGAUCAAAAUUGGUUACACUGCCAGUACGAUCGAGUCUCGCAUGGAUUUCUGGGCUGAAUGCGGCCAUGGGUAUCCCGAACUUCUUGACUCCCUUUACCAUGUACGGCAUCCCAAACGAGUCGAAUUAUUGACCCAUUUCGAGUUAUUGGAACAUUGGUAUCGGCAGGGGUGGUGCGAACGUCAUGUUCAAUCCCAUGCUGAAUGGUUCAAGAUUGAUGUAGAGACCGCGAGCUCAGUUGCGCGCCAUUGGGCACAGUGGAUUGAGCGUGCCGAACCUUAUGACAGGCGCGGAUACCUCAAACCUUUCUGGAGAGACACUGUCGAAUUUCUGAAUGAUUACAAGCUUUCGCUCUCAGCUGAAUUGAUAAUGCAAAUCCAGGAAAUCAAGGAAGGAUCGACCAAAGUGCUCGACUUCAUUGACCAUAGCACACUGUGUACGCGACGUGAGCAAGUCGUCAAGCAGCAGAACCUUCGGCCGUCACGCGCCAUCGUCCUAAAAAUCCAGAACGGCCAGACCUGCACCCGAAGGAGAAAUCAGCCACACUAGCCUGGUCGAGGUCACAGAAAGGAGCUUGCGAGACCAAACCCAAACGGACAGCUUGCAAGAUACCGUCGCUCUUCGAUUUGCCACCCUGAAUUUAGGCUGAGAACGAGGUUCGGUCCCAACAAGCUUGCAUGACGAAAAGUCGUUGAGAUAUUACGCAUAUAUAACCACGGAUCCGAGGUACUACAAUGAUGGUCUGGAUG
Molecule: messenger RNA, 1533 nt
Organism: Exophiala viscosa
Lineage: Eukaryota; Fungi; Ascomycota; Eurotiomycetes; Chaetothyriales; Herpotrichiellaceae
Exons: 1
Coding region: 125-1333 (402 amino acids)
Source: RefSeq, a predicted model, not a curated record